CAGAACACCCCCCGGGCGCAGAACUAUUUGACCAUCAUGCCGUGCGAUAGGCUGACAAGUGGAUCCAAGAUGGCGUAGAAAGUAAAGCUAGACACUCUGUCCCAGAGUCAUGGAGGACAGGAGACCACAGAAGUCAUGUGAAGAAGCCAUUGGAUCAUUAGUGAGGCGGGAGUAUGAGACGGCGGUGGCCCACAGCACGGAGGCCCUGCUGGCCUUGGGGCCGUGUCCCCCCACCCCCAACACGGCCCUCCUCCGCAAGCGUGCUCUGCUCUACCGGAUUGCAGGCCUGCUCCAGCUGAAGGAGUAUGAUCAAGCUGAUGAAGACUGUAAGCAUGUGCUUGCUGAAGAGUUGGGGAAGGCAGAGGGAAGUUUUCGAGCUGGACUUCAGAACAUGUUGCUGGAUGGAAGUCUACAGGAGGUCUUUAGCAUUCUCUCCAAAGCUCUGUAUGGAGAACCGCUGAAUGGAAUGAUGGCUAAGGAUAUGACGAGACUGAAAAUACUUCUAUCUGAAAUUGAGGCCAUAAACAGUAAGAUGACGACGCAGCUGCCGGAGGAGAGCGAGGAGGAUGUUCUGGAGGGGUGGCAGUUCCGUCCUCCACCUCGAGGAGUCACUAGCAGUGAGGAGUACACUCUGUGCAAAAGGUUUCUGGAGCAGGGCCUGUGUCGAUACGGGGCUCAGUGCACAUCAGCCCAUUCUCAGGAGGAGCUGACGGAGUGGCAGCGGCGCUAUGCCUCCAGACUCAUCCGGCUGAAGCAGCAGCAGGAAGGGAAGCACUACACUGAGAACUACAUGGAGGCGCUCAUAGAAAAGUGGAUCAACUCCCUCUCUCCAGAGAAAGUGCUCAAUGACUGUGUGGAUGGAGUUACAGUGGAACAUAGCUCAGAUCUGUCAGUCACUGUCAACACCAAAAAGUCUUCUCAUUCCUGGACAUUCUCACUUUACUGCAAGCCUGCCCGAACCCUGCACCGGAUCGCCCUGCUCUACGACGCCAACCGGCCACACUUCUCCAUCAUGGCCGUGUCAGCGGGGGACACGUCCAGCCAGGUGCAGCAGGAGGGGUGUGAGAGCGGUUGUCAGGAGUGGAGCGGAGCGGGUCUCGUGCAGAACGGCAUGGAUCACUGCCUCUACACCGUGGAAGUGGCCUUCAACACAGAGAUCUUCGGGACCUUCCGGCAGACGGUGGUCUUUGACUUUGGUUCAGAACCUGUGUUGAUGCAGAGAGUGAUGGUGGACGCGGCAUCUAUUGAAGACCUGGAGCAUUUAAUGCAGGCCCGCCAGCAACUCCUGAUGACAGCAAAGCGCUGGGACUCGUCCUGUAAGACCAUCGUGGAGUUUGUUCCUGGUGAGAACAUGGAGCUGGAGCGAAGUCUGCUGAGCCGCUAUCAGAUCCCACUGUCUGCUGACCAGCUGUUCACUCAGUCUGUGCUGGACAAGUCCCUCACCCGUGAUAACUACCAGGCCCGCCUCCACGACCUGCUCUACAUCGAGGAGAUCGCUCAGUACAAGGAAGUCAGCAAGUUUAACAUCAAGGUGAAUCUACAGCUUGUGUCCAGUUUCAUGCUGACUGGCAUCUCUGGGGGCGCCAAGUAUGCUCAAAAUGGGCAACUAUUUGCCCGUUUCAAACUGACGGAGACGUUGUCAGAGGACACGCUGGCGGGAAGGUUGGUCAUGACCAAGGUGAAUUCUGUGCUCCUGCUGCCAGCGAGCCGGGAACGGGUGGGCCAAGGCCAUCCCACCAGCAGCAAGGAGCGUGUCUACGAGGCUCUGAUCGAGGAGAAGACUAAGGACUACAUCUUCCUGCGAAUCUGCAAAGAAUGCUGUGAUGAGCUCGGUCUGGCCCCUGACAGGGAGCUACAGGUGGAGCUACAGUUCCAGCUUAACAGGCUGCCGCUGUGUGAAAUGCACUAUGCUUUGGAUCGCCUCCGAGACAACAGUAUCCUCUUUCCCGACACCGGCCUCACCCCCACAAUCCCCUGGAGCCCCAACAGGCAAUGGGACGAGCAGCUGGACCCUCGUCUGAACGCCAAGCAGAAGGAAGCCAUAUUGGCCAUCACCACACCCCUCUCCAUCAACCUCCCCCCUGUGCUGAUCAUCGGACCCUACGGCACUGGCAAGACCUUCACAUUAGCCCAGGCUGUCAAGCACAUCCUCAAGCAGCCCGACUCGCGGGUCCUCAUCUGCACCCAUUCAAACAGCGCCGCUGAUCUGUACAUAAAAGACUACCUUCAUCCAUACGUGGAGGCAGGCAAUCCACACGCGAGACCUCUCAGGGUUUACUUUAGGAACCGCUGGGUAAAGACUGUGCACCCCGUGGUGCAGCAGUAUUGCCUGAUCUCUGGAGCUUACUUCACCUUCCAGAUGCCCACUCGGCAGGACAUAGAGCGCCACCGUGUGGUGGUAGUAACCCUCAGCACCUCCCAGUACCUCUGUCAGCUUGAUCUGGAACCUGGGCUCUUCACACACAUCCUGUUGGACGAGGCUGCCCAGGCCAUGGAGUGUGAGACCAUCAUGCCGCUGGCGCUGGCCAGUAAGAGCACACGCAUUGUCCUGGCUGGAGAUCACAUGCAGCUGAGUCCGUUUGUGUACAGCGAGUUUGCGCGGGAGAGGAACCUGCAUGUGUCCCUGCUGGACCGGCUGUACGAGCACUAUCCUUCGGAGUACCCCUGUAGGAUCCUGCUGUGUGAAAACUACCGCUCCCAUGAGGCAAUCAUCAACUAUACGUCGGAGCUGUUUUACGAGGGAAAGCUGAUGGCCAGCGGCAAGCAGCCGCCUCACAAGGACUUCUACCCUCUGACCUUCUUCACGGCCCGUGGGGAGGAUGUGCAGGAGAAGAACAGCACGGCCUACUACAACAAUGCCGAGGUGUUUGAGAUUGUGGAGCGUGUGGAGGAAAUGAGGAAGAAGUGGCCAGUGGCCUGGGGCAAACUGGACGAGGGCAGUAUCGGCGUGGUGUCUCCCUACGCGGACCAGGUCUUCCGCAUCCGUGCUGAACUCCGCAAGAAGCGCAUGCACGAGGUCAGCGUGGAGAGAGUGCUCAAUGUUCAGGGUAAGCAGUUCCGAGUGCUGUUCCUGAGCACGGUUCGCACUCGUCACACCUGCAAGCACAAGCAGACCGCCAUCAAGAGGAAGGAGCAGCUGGUGGAGGACUCCACGGAGGACCUGGACUACGGCUUCCUGUCCAACUACAAGCUCCUCAACACUGCCAUCACACGCGCCCAGUCCCUGGUGGCCGUCGUGGGAGACCCCAUCGCUCUGUGCUCAGUGGGCCGCUGCAGAAAGUUCUGGGAAACCUUCAUCUCCAUCUGUCACGAGAACGGCAGUCUGCACGGCAUCACGUUCGAGCAGAUCAAGGCCCAGCUGGAGGCUCUGGAACUGAAGAAGACCUACGUGCUGAACCCCCUGGCCCCGGAGUUCAUCCCCCGUGCCCUGAGACCCCAGCACCCCCAGGGCCCUGGCAAGCACCAGCACUCCCCACCAAAGGCGAAAGGACAGCUUGCCAAUCACGCUGAGCACUUUCCUCCUGAAGGCUUCGUUCAGCCGAGCGGCGCCGUGUUGGUGGGAAAUCCCAUCCAGGCUUUCACCCCGCCUGGAGGAGCAGCUCCGGCCGCCGGCAAGUCCCCCAGCCCUGUGCAGCGCAUCGACCCCCACACCGGAGCCAGCAUCCUGUAUGUGCCCGCUGUUUACGGAGGCAACAUGGUCAUGCCCAUGCCACUGCCGCUGCCGUGGGCGGGCUACCAGAACCGCUUCGCCAUGGACCCUCGAAUCAUGAGCCACCCAGCAGCUAUGGCGGCCUACAAUCUGAACCUGCGGCCAGCAGCCAGCCGGGCGUCUCCCGUUCUGUACGGCCUGAGUCAGCCCUCUCCUCUCGGCCUCGCCCAACCGCUCCCUUCUGACAAAGAGCUUCUGCAGGAGCCCAGCGGCAACGGGAAGGUUGACGUUAAUGGAAAAGUGGAGCAUGGCAGGCUGCUGACACCUGAAAGGAAAGCCCCCGAGCUGAAAGAGAAACAGGGAGAGGCAGAGUCGGUUCAGAACAAAAGCCCCGAAUCCCACCCUGGAAUGGGCUUUCCUGCCAGCCGCCUCCUGCGCAAAGAACUGCCGGCCCAGCGCUCUCUCAACUUCCACCUGGCCCCACCCCACCCGGGCUUCGCCCCCCACCCUGCCGGCGGCCCCUUCCCCCAGCAGUACGGCCUCCCCAGACCCCCUCUCCGCAUGCAGGCUCAGCACCCAGGACCCAUGCAUCCUCAGCCUGCCGCCUUUCCUCCUUCUUUCUUCAGCGGCCACCCAAUGGGUCAGCGCAGCCUGCAGUCUCCUGGGCUGGAGGGGAUGGACGGAGGGGAGGGCCUGGUCGGGGGUGUACCUGAGGAGCUGAAGAGUGUAGUUAGAGGUCUGCCCCCUCAGCCCCAGCCCCAGCCACAUCAGCCGCCACCACCCCAGCCACAUCAGCAGCCCAUGCGCCUCAACAGCUUUGGGGAGGAGAGCCUGGACUCACUGCUGGGAGAUACUUUAGAUGGCCAGAGCUGUACAGGCAUAGAUGCUUUGGUUCCUCAACAACAACAGCAGCAGCAGGCGGCACGUCUGAGCCAGUGGAACGAGCCUGGACCCUUCCUGCAGGGUGCUGGACCACCGUUCCCACUUGCCCAACAGCUAGCUCAUCUCGGCCAGCCAGGCCUGCGGCUCCCACAGCAGCUGCUCCGGGCCAACUGGGGUCUGGGCCCCACCGCUGAGGAUGAGCCUCGGCCACCCAUGCCCAGGUAUCCUGGUCUGCUGCGAGAGAUGCUCCCACAGGAGCCCUUCGAGCACCGCGAAGCUGCAGACAUGCCACCCCCGCAGUCCCGUCUACUGCAGUACAGGCAGGUGCAGCAGCCCCGCAGUCCUGGAGAACUGCCCUCUCCCUCCUCCGCCCCCUCAAACCCCCACGCCCACAACCACGUCCCCAACCCGGGCGCCUUCCCUUACCCAGAAACCAGCCGCGACCUCCCCUCCACCAUGCAGCCCUUCCAUCAGCAUCAGGCUUUUAGCCAGGCCGCCUUCUCCCUGCCCCCUGAGCACGCAGCCGGCCCCCUGCCCGUCAAGUACCUCCUCUCUGAAGCCCACUGGCCCCACGCCGGCCUGCAGCAGAGCCAGGUGCUGGGCCCACCUCUGCCCUUCGGCCUGCAGUCCAUGGGGCCCCGGCAGGAGCAGGGGCCUCUUGGGCCACUGCAGCACCAGCAGCAGAAACAGCAGCAGCAGCCGCAGCAUCAUCAGCUCCAGGCCCAGCAGAGUACCCUGCACAAUGUAGAAGAGUAUGAACCACGAGGGCCCGGUCGGCCACUGUACCAGAGAAGAAUCUCUUCCAGCUCUCCUCAACCGUACCCAGAGAGCGUGGUCCAGUGUAAGGACCCUCAGGACCACCCCACGCCCUCCUACAGAUACCCCCCAGCAGACCUGUGGCCCGGCACCAGCGGCCCUGGCCCCAAUCCGGGCCCUGCUCCUCUCCACAACAUUCCGUGCAAUGGAGCGAGCCACCUCGUCCCUCACAGGGACAUAUCAGUUUCAAAGGCGAUGAACGCUGCGGAAGAGCACAGCCAGGCCGAAUGUCUGCAGCCGCCGCCCCACCCCACUAGUCUCACGUCUCUCCAGCACCACGGACAGUUCCCACCCCUCAUGCCCAGCAAGCAGACGCCCCCAGACCCCGGAGGAGGGGGCAACACCAGCCCAGGAGGCUCCCAGGCUCCUGCCCACUCCAAGCCCCCCACCAUGUCCUACGCCAGCGCCCUCCGAGCCCCCCCGAAACCCCGGCCACUGCCCGAGCAGGUCAAAAAGAACAGCGACCCCAUCUCUCUGUUAAAAGACCUUAGCAUAGGGAGUUCAAAUAGUAGCAAUGGGUAUUACUCGUAUUUUAAAUAAGUGAAUAUAUAUAAAAUAUAUACACCUGUUAAAGUGAAAACGAUGACAAAAAAAAUAGAAUAACAAUCUUAAAAAAAUUUCAACCAAUAAAAAAAAAAGUCUUUUGAUUUUGUCGGAUAGUUAGACCUUUGCGUUUUAUUAUUUUUUACUUACUUUAGUUAGUCGGUUAUUUUACAGUUUGACAUCUGUGGUUUUACAAACGAAAAUCAGCAUAUAUAUCAAGAAAUACCAAAAUGUUAAAGAAAAACACACAAAAAAUUUAUGAAAACAAAAAAGAUUUUUAAAAACACAAGGAAUUGGUUGACCACUUAGCUGCCCGUCGUUCUUUUCCUCUAAUUAUGUCUGCUCUAUUUGCAUCAUCUACUAUCCGAAGUAAACUCGUUGAAGUGAUUAUUUUCCCCCGAGCUGGCUUUUUUGCUUUUCUCUUUUUUCCUUUUUUUAAAAUGUUGAAUUCCUUAAUCAUUAUCGGUGUGUUUUCUUGUGCCAGCAGCUGAGUGGUGAACCGACUCGGACAAAAAAUAUUAUAAAAAGUUGUAUAGCUGUAGACAAACUUUUCUCAAACUGUACAUAAAAAUAAAGGAAUAAAAGAGA
This is a messenger RNA of Astyanax mexicanus (Mexican tetra), 6478 nucleotides long. RefSeq names its product helicase with zinc finger (gene helz). Gene Ontology annotation, biological process: regulatory ncRNA-mediated post-transcriptional gene silencing. The transcript is spliced from 31 exons. Gene Ontology annotation, molecular function: metal ion binding; helicase activity. Gene Ontology annotation, cellular component: cytosol; P granule. The record is from RefSeq and is a predicted model, not a curated record. Bases 110 to 5887 code for a protein of 1925 amino acids. NCBI's taxonomy places the organism in Eukaryota, Metazoa, Chordata, Actinopteri, Characiformes, Acestrorhamphidae.